Tinamus guttatus (white-throated tinamou) is the source of this 2637-nucleotide messenger RNA. The record is from RefSeq and is a predicted model, not a curated record. NCBI's taxonomy places the organism in Eukaryota, Metazoa, Chordata, Aves, Tinamiformes, Tinamidae.
UGGUAUCUCCUACAGGCUCUAGACCCCCAAGCCGUAACUGGAAUAAUGAAAUGCCUGGAGAUGAAGAGCUUGGUUUUGAAGCAGCUGUUGCUGCUCUUGGCAUGAAGACAACUGUAAGUGAAGCAGAACAUCCUCUGUUGUGUGAAGGCACCCGAAGGGAGAAGGGGGAUCUGGCAUUAGCUCUGAUGAUUACUUACAAGGAUGAUCAGUCUAAGCUGAAGAAGAUUUUAGACAAACUCCUAGACAGAGAGAGUCAAACACACAAGCCACAGACUCUGAGUUCCUUCUACUCAUCCAGCAAACCUACCGUAGCGAGUCAGAAAUCUCCUUCCAAGCAUGCUGCCCAGUCCACGGCAGCUAUCCAGCAGCUUCCAGGGACUUCUGUCACUCAGCAAGCCAGCAUGAGCACCGCAGUGCAGAGCAGUCCCGAGAACUUCAUGGAGAAGAGUGCGCAGGAGAGCUCUCAGAGGUCCCCCUGUGAGCCAGUGGGGGAAUCCACUGUCUUGAAACAAGAGGGGAAGGUUCCUAGUCGCCUGGCGCUUGGCAGCCGCGGAGGCUACAAUGGAAGAUGCUGGGGUUCUCCUGUCAGGCAGAAGAAGAAACACACAGGCAUGGCUAGUAUUGACAGCAGUGCUCCUGAAACCACCUCUGACAGCUCUCCAACACUCAGUCGGCGGCCGCUACGUGGAGGAUGGGCUACAACAUCCUGGGGCAGAGGACAGGACAGUGACAGUAUCAGCAGUUCUUCAAGUGAUUCGCUGGGUUCUUCCUCCUCUAGUGGCAGUAGGAGAGCCAGCGGGGGAGCCCGUGCAAAGACUGUGGAAGUUGGCAGGUAUAAAGGCAGGCGACUGGAGAGCCAUGCUCCUCAUGUCCCAAACCAGCCCUCGGAGGCAGCUGCUCACUUCUACUUUGAAUUGGCCAAGACAGUCCUUAUCAAAGCAGGUGGAAAUAGCAGCACCUCCAUCUUCACCCACCCUUCCUCCAGUGGUGGGCACCAGGGACCACACCGCAACCUUCACCUCUGCGCCUUCGAGAUCGGGCUCUAUGCACUAGGGCUGCACAACUUUGUGUCUCCCAACUGGCUCUCUCGAACUUACUCGUCCCAUGUCUCCUGGAUCACAGGGCAGGCCAUGGAGAUUGGCAGUGCAGCCUUGAAUAUCUUGGUGGAGUGUUGGGAUGGACAUCUGACACCGCCGGAGGUGGCAUCGCUGGCGGACAGGGCCUCACGGGCCAGAGACUCCAACAUGGUGCGAGCAGCUGCUGAACUGGCGCUCAGCUGCCUGCCCCAUGCCCAUGCCCUGAACCCAAAUGAGAUCCAGAGGGCUCUGGUGCAGUGUAAGGAGCAGGAUAAUCUGAUGCUGGAGAAGGCCUGCAUGGCGGUAGAGGAGGCCGCCAAGGGAGGCGGUGUGUACCCAGAGGUCCUCUUUGAAGUAGCUCACCAGUGGUACUGGCUUUAUGAGCAGACAGUUGGUGGGACCCCAGCGCAGAGAGAAGGAGCCACUGGCUGCACAGCAACAGUCAUGCCGGUGAUUUCUGUGGGGUCAACUAUGUACCAGCAGCAUACGAUGGCAGGACCGGCCAUGGCACACACGCACACGCAGGGCCUCCACCCCUACACCACCCUCCAGACUCACAUCCCCUGCAACCCUCAGUACAUUGGACACACCAUCCAGCACAUGCCGCGACCAGCAGUCUUCCCGGUGCCUGGCUCAGCCUACCCGCAGGGUGUGCACCCAGCAUUCAUAGGAGCUCAGUACCCUUACUCGGUAACAACGCCGUCCCUGGCAGCUACAGCGGUGUCAUUCCCUGGCGUGCCGGUUCCAUCCAUGACGCAGAUUGCGGUGCAUCCCUACCACAGCGAGACAGGACUGUCACUGUCUUCCAAUGUAGCGAUAGGAAGUGUCCAUGCAGGAUCAACGUUCCCAGCGAUUCAGGGGGCUUCCUUGACAACCCUGUCCUCACAGCCCAACUCCCUUGUUACAGGGGGUUUUCCUGCCGAGGAUGAGCAGCACAGUCAGCCUGUGAGCCCCCAAGGUCUGCACUACCUCCACUCUGCAUACCGAGUUGGGAUGCUGGCGCUGGAGAUGCUUGGCCGAAGAGCUCACAACGACCAUCCCAACAACUUCUCCCGCAGCCCACCCUACACGGAGGAUGUAAAAUGGCUCCUUGGGUUAGCUGCCAAGUUAGGUGUAAAUUACGUGCAUCAGUUUUGUGUUGGUGCAGCCAAGGGGGUGCUGAGCCCUUUUGUGCUGCAGGAGAUCAUCAUGGAAGCGCUACAAAGGCUCAACCCAGCCCACGUGCACAACCACCUGCGCACGCCAGCCUUCCACCAGCUGGUGCAGAGGUGCCAGCAGGCCUACAUGCAGUACAUCCACCACCGGCUGAUCCAUCUUACUCCAGCUGACUACGAUGACUUUGUGAAUGCCAUCCGCAGCGCCAGAAGCGCCUUCUGCCUGACCCCCAUGGGCAUGAUGCAGUUUAACGAUAUUCUCCAGAACCUAAAGCGCAGCAAGCAGACCAAGGAGCUGUGGCAAAGGGUCUCUCUGGAAAUGACCACCUUUUCGCCGUGACAGCAAGCGGAGCUCCACGGACGCGCAGCCCCUCGUCCCGCAUAGUUGUAGUUCCAUUCACACCAUC